AAUUAAAUUAAAUCUUUUAUACAAAUAAAAAUGUCUUUAGUUUUGGAAAAGGCUGAUUCAUUCAGACACAUUAUUCGUAUUUUGAACACAAACGUUGAUGGAAAAUAAAGACUUGCUUAUGGUAUUAGAAGCAUUAAAGGUAUCGGAAGAAGAUUUGCUAUCUAAAUUUGCAAGGUCCUCCGUCUUGAUCUUACAAAGAGAGCUGGUGAAUUGACAGACGACGAGGCUCACAAAAUCACUGAAGUCAUCAAAUCACCCAGAAGCUUAUAACAUUUCCAAGAUGAGAUUUCAAGGGAUGGCAAAAAUUAUUAAGUCACAACAAACGAAUUGGAAACCAAAUUAAGAGAAGAUUUAGAAAGAAUGAAGAAAAUCAAGUGUAAUCGUGGUUUGAGACAUCAUUGGGGAUUGAGAGUCAGAGGACAACAUACUAAAACCACUGGUAGAGGAGGAUAAACCCUUGGAGUUGAAAGAAAGAAGAAGUGAUUAAUAAUUUAUUAAGUACAUUAAAAAUAAUAAAUGGACUAAUUAUGGUUUAA
Molecule: messenger RNA, 536 nt
Organism: Paramecium tetraurelia
Lineage: Eukaryota; Ciliophora; Oligohymenophorea; Peniculida; Parameciidae
Exons: 4
Biological process (GO): translation
Cellular component (GO): ribosome; cytosol; small ribosomal subunit
Molecular function (GO): RNA binding; structural constituent of ribosome
Source: RefSeq, a predicted model, not a curated record